This is a messenger RNA of Salvia miltiorrhiza (redroot sage), 1345 nucleotides long. RefSeq lists its product as uncharacterized. The record is from RefSeq and is a predicted model, not a curated record. Lineage: Eukaryota; Viridiplantae; Streptophyta; Magnoliopsida; Lamiales; Lamiaceae. Bases 165 to 1004 code for a protein of 279 amino acids. Gene Ontology annotation, molecular function: calcium ion binding. The transcript is spliced from 7 exons.
ACAAUAACUUAUCCAAAAUGGUUAGAAAAUUUAUGAUGAACAAAAAACACUUAUACAAAACUCCCGCCUUUCUGUUUCUUCAUUCCAGUAAACAAAACCCUAAAUCACUAACAAUUGCAAAUUGCAAUCCCAUCACACAAUAAUCCAAAUUCCAAUUCAGGAAAAUGCCAAAAUCCAAAUUACCAGAGUCGGAAUCCGAAGAUAAAGUUUCGACGGAGGAGGAAACCGAUGAUGAAACGGCGGACGAAAAAGGCACACCUUUAGGUCAGGAGAAAAUGUCAAACUAUGAAAAGCAGAGAUUGCAGAGAAUUGAAGAGAAUAAUAGAAGAAUGGAGGCUCUGGGGCUGCGUAAAAUGGCAAGUAAUUUCACGGGAUCUGUUCUAAAAACCCAGAAGAAGAAUAACGAUAAAAAGGGUAGUAAGAAAAUUGUCGAUGAAGACGAGGAGUAUAAUCCAACUCAAGAAGACGAUGAAAUGAGCUGUUCAGAAGAUGAGGAUGAAGAUGAUGAGGAGUUUUCACCGUCGAAGAAGACCAAGAUUAAGAAAAAUAGUACUACUCCUAAGAAGCGAGGCCCCAUUAAUCCUGACACAGAUUUUGUGGACGAUGAAGAUGCCUUGAUGCAGGCGAUUGCACUAUCUCUACAGGAUACUGAGACUUUUGAUGCUCAUGUUAUGAACCCUGCACCUUCAGCAAAUGACAAAAGAAAAGAAAAUCCGUCUGUUCAGGAUGGUUCAGGAAAGAAGGGAAGAAAUCCGAAGAAAACCAGCCGAGUCCAAAUGAACGAAGAUGAAAUGCUUAUACACUUCUUUCAGUUUGAUGAAUCUGGGAAAGGGACCCUCACCCUCAGAGAUGUACAGAGACUAGCAGCCACCCAUGAUUUUACAUGGUCUGAAAAGGAGAUAGCUGAUAUGAUAUAUUGCUUUGAUAGUGAUGGAGAUGGAAAGAUAAGUUUUGAUGAUUUCCGAAAGAUCGUUGUUAGAUGCAACAUGUUGAAAGCUUCUUAAAAGGAUAUGUAACUGGUUGAUGAAUCUUUAAGUAAAUGAUAUACUGUUGAACCUGAAAUAUGACAUUUCAGCUGGACAAGACCUACUUUUUCACUAGUUAAGGUUCACCAAGAGCCUUCCAUGGAAAUUCAUCUUCAAUUUGGAAUAGUGGUAUCAUAUGUAUAUAUGUAAAUACUUCUCAUCCUUAGGUUCUUUUACCUUUACCUUUUGCUUCAUUGGAUCCUAUUACUUUUUUGUUUUAGUAAGUCCCCUUACUUUUUAUAUUUGAUGUUAUUCAAUCAUUACUUUUUAUAUUUGAUGUAACUUUUCCAUUAGUUAUAACAAGUUGCCAUUUUUGUGUA